AGCUGUAGUUAUCAAAGUUGGAACCUGUAUGAAAUAUGCUUUUGUCUCCGUUUUUGUUGCGCUCAAUCAGGUCAACAAGUGUUGGCUAAGCGUUGAGCGCGGUUUCCUGUGGGAUUGUGUAAGGCCUUGCAGGACAAUAAACGUUUGGGGGGCACUGAGUGAUGUGGCCAUUUCUGACUUGGCAGCCGGGAAAAUGUGAGACAGCUUGCUGCUGCUGGAAGGAGGACAGCUGGGGCUGUGUUCCCACAAGAGCAGCGCAACCUCACAGCCGUGGCCCUGGGCAGCAGGACCAGCCAAAAUGCGGGCCCAUCAUACUCCAGGGCCGUGCCCAUUAGUGAUUGGAUGGGUUCACUUGGCAUCUGCCUCCAUCCAGACAGAGCAAUGUCUGUGUGGCUGCUUCCUGAUCAAGUGAUGAAUUGGAUGCAAAUACCUUCUUUUUAAUGCAUGACCCUGGCAUAGCCAGAAGGAAUAUGAGUGGGGUGCCUCAGAGCAGUGACUUUUUGCCUAGAGCUUGAGAGUUAAAGACGUAGAAGCACACUUCUUCGGCUCUAUCGAAAUUAAGGACGACAAUAUGGACACAAAAUCCAUUCUAGAAGAACUUCUCCUCAAAAGGUCACAGCAAAAGAAGAAAAUGUCACCCAAUAAUUACAAAGAGCGGCUUUUUGUUUUAACCAAAACACACCUCUCCUACUAUGAAUAUGACAAAAUGAAAAGAGGCAGCAGAAAAGGAUCGAUUGAGAUUAAGAAAAUCAGAUGUGUGGAGAAAGUUAAUCUUGAGGAGCAGACCCCUGUGGAGAGACAGUACCCAUUUCAGAUUGUCUAUAAAGAUGGGCUUCUCUAUGUGUAUGCAUCAAAUGAAGAGAGCCGAAGUCAGUGGUUGAAAGCACUACAAAAAGAGAUAAGGGGCAACCCCCACCUGCUGAUCAAGUACCACAGUGGGUUCUUCGUGGACGGGAAGUUCCUGUGCUGCCAGCAGAGUUGCAAAGCGGCCCCAGGAUGUACUCUCUGGGAAGCAUAUGCUGAUCUGCACACUGCACCCAAAGAAGAAAAACACAUGGUUCCCAUCUUCCCAGACAGAGUGCUGAAGAUUCCUAGAGCAGUUCCUAUUCUCAAAGUAGAUGAACCAUCUUCAAGUACCACUCUAGCCCAGUAUGACAGUGAUUCCAAGAAAAACUAUGGCUCCCAGUCAAACAUCAACAUGAAGUAUAUUCCGAAAGACGAUUUCCCUGACUGGUGGCAAGUAAGAAAACUGAAAAGCAGUGAAGAUUUGGCAUGCAGUAAUCAAAGGGAAAGAAAUGUAAAUCACAACACCUCAAAGAUGUCAUGGGGCUCCCCUGAGUCAAGUUCAUCUGAAGAAGAGGAAAACCUUGAUGAUUAUGACUGGUUUGCAGGUAACAUCUCCAGGUCACAAUCGGAGCAGUUACUGAGACAAAAGGGGAAAGAAGGAGCAUUUAUGGUUAGAAACUCCAGCCAGGCGGGAAUGUACACAGUGUCCUUGUUUAGUAAGGCUAUGAAUGAUAAAAAAGGAACUGUCAAACAUUACCAUGUGCAUACAAAUGCUGAAAACAAAUUGUACCUGGCAGAAAACUACUGUUUUGAUUCCAUUCCAAAGCUUAUUCACUAUCAUCAACACAAUUCAGCAGGCAUGAUCACACGACUCCGCCACCCUGUGUCGACCAAGGCCAAUAAGGUUCCCAUCUCUGUGUCCUUGGGAAGUGGAGUCUGGGAACUGAAACGUGAAGAGAUUACCCUGUUGAAGGAGCUGGGAAGUGGCCAAUUUGGAGUGGUCCAUCUGGGCAAGUGGAAGGGGCAGUAUGAUGUUGCUGUUAAGAUGAUCAAGGAGGGCUCCAUGUCAGAAGAUGAAUUCUUCCAGGAGGCCCAGACCAUGAUGAAACUCAACCAUCCCAAGCUGGUGAAAUUCUACGGAGUGUGUUCAAAGAGAUACCCUAUAUACAUAGUGACUGAAUAUAUAACCAAUGGCUGCUUACUGAGUUACCUGAAGAGUCAUGGAAAAAGACUUGAACCCUCCCAGCUCUUAGAAAUGUGCUAUGAUGUUUGUGAAGGCAUGGCCUUCUUGGAGAGCCACCAAUUCAUACAUCGGGACUUGGCUGCUCGGAACUGCUUGGUAGACAGUGAUCUCUCUGUGAAGGUUUCUGACUUUGGGAUGACGAGGUAUGUUCUUGAUGACCAGUAUGUCAGUUCCGUGGGAACAAAGUUUCCAGUCAAGUGGUCAGCCCCAGAGGUGUUUCACUACUUCAAAUACAGCAGCAAGUCAGACGUAUGGGCGUUCGGGAUCCUGAUGUGGGAAGUGUUCAGCCUGGGGAAGCAGCCCUACGACUUGUACGACAACUCGCAGGUGGUCGUGAAGGUCUCCCAGGGCCACCGGCUCUACCGGCCCCAGCUGGCGUCGGACACCGUCUACCACAUCAUGUACAGCUGCUGGCACGAGCUUCCAGAAAAGCGUCCCACAUUUCAGCAGCUCCUAUCGUCCAUUGAACCACUUCGGGAAAAAGACAAGCCUUGAAGAAGAAAUGAGAAGAUCUGAUGAGAAUGAGUAUAAAUGUUGGCCAACAUUUUCAUUCUUUUUAAGGAAAGCAGCAUAGCACAGAUGUUGUAAUUUAGCUAGUUUUUCUUAAUGGUAUUCUGUGUGCUGUUUUGUCUGUUCUAUUAUCUAGAAAACAACAAGGUAGGAAACAAAAGAUUUCCUUGAUAUUUAGGUCAAGUUAGUAAUUUUGUUUAUGCUUCUCUUAAUAUUACACCUCCCAGCCUAUAGCAGAAGCACAUUUUCUGAUUGCAAAAUAGAGAGGAUGUAUAUUAUGUGUUAAGAUUGAGCAGAAAUGAAAAAUUACUUUUUGGAUAUUUGUUGUUUUCUUAAUAUCACCACUAUCAUGAUAAUUAAAUAUGCUAUUAACAAGUAUAGAAAUGAUGACACCUGCCUUCAUGUCUCAAUGGUUUCAGUCUUUAGCAUGUAUGAGAAUCAAAUGGAGAGUUUAUGAAAACACAGGUUCGUUAGGAACUACCCCAGAGAUUCUGGUACAGCAGGUCUGAAUGCAACCUGAAAAUUGGUAUUUUUAAUAACCUCCUAGAUAUUUCUGUGCAGUCAGUCCAAACUGCCCUAGGGGACCUCAUUAUGUGGUGGGCACCAUUAGGUGUUCCAUAUUCAAAUCAAAUGAUACAGUUCUCAUCUGAUAUCCAAAUCAGAACAAUGGAUUUAUGUCAUCAUGUACACAAAUAUACAACUGAAGUUAAACAGCAUUAUUCAAUAAUAUGUUAACUAUGUGUCACAGAGACAACUUUUAAAGAUGCUAAGGUAAAACUUGAUGCCUUUUUCCUUAUGCUCAAACUAUUAUCAAUUUCAACUCAACUAUAACCAUGGUCUUGUAUCAGAUUGUUGCUUUCUAUAGUACUCUGCCCUUAUUUGCAGGGGAUACAUUCCAAGACCCCCAAUGGAUACCUGAAACCAAGGAUAAUACCUAACCCCAUAUAUAAUAUGUUUUUCCUAUACAUACAUACCUAUGAUCAAGUUUAAUUUAUAAGUUAGGCAUAGUAAGAGGUUAACAGCAAUAACUAAUAAUAAAAUUGAAAAAUUAUACUGUAAUAAAAGUUAUGCGAAUGUGGUCUCUCUUUCUGUCAAAAUAUCUAACUACAAAUUUAAUGCCUUUUCCAUCUUAACUAAGCACUUAAUGCACUGCGGCUGUAACUUUUGCAGUUUGAUGUGAGACAGCAAAACUAGUAUGAAUU
This is a messenger RNA of Cervus elaphus (red deer), 3741 nucleotides long. It is a transcript of the gene BMX, whose product is annotated as BMX non-receptor tyrosine kinase. The coding region runs from base 572 to 2524 and encodes 650 amino acids. NCBI's taxonomy places the organism in Eukaryota, Metazoa, Chordata, Mammalia, Artiodactyla, Cervidae. Gene Ontology annotation, molecular function: non-membrane spanning protein tyrosine kinase activity; ATP binding. The transcript is spliced from 20 exons. The record is from RefSeq and is a predicted model, not a curated record. Gene Ontology annotation, biological process: B cell receptor signaling pathway; intracellular signal transduction; peptidyl-tyrosine autophosphorylation.